AUGAAAAAAUUCCGUGAGUUGCUUGCUGACUCAAACGACUUCUACAUUCCCGAAGUGGUGGAUUCGCUUACCACAGAUCGAGUUCUCACUGCAGAAUAUAUCGUAGGAAAACCUGUUGAUCAAUGCGUGAACGAACCACAAAUUGUUCGCGAUUACAUUGCUGCAAAGUUCAUCGAACUUUGCCUUCAUGAGAUUUUCAUUUGGAGAUUCAUGCAGACGGAUCCAAAUUGGUCAAAUUUUUUCUUGGGAGUUCAUCCAGUGACAGGCAAACCUCGUAUGAUUCUUCUUGAUUUUGGAGCGACUCGUUCCUACAGUAAAACAUUUGUCGGACAAACUCUAUAUGAACAUAAUUACACUAGGCCAGACAGCACAACUUGA
Messenger RNA from Ostertagia ostertagi, 378 nucleotides. The record is from the annotation of a GenBank genome assembly. NCBI's taxonomy places the organism in Eukaryota, Metazoa, Nematoda, Chromadorea, Rhabditida, Trichostrongylidae.